CUGAAAGUCCGCUUUUCGAUUCUUUCACUUCUCAAUUUGUACAAUCCUGCCCACUUGGCGCCCUAUUCGGGGUCCAUUCGAAGAUGAAGAGAAUGCCUGGGUACUCGGGUAGCACCGAGGUAGUGGACAGUGCUGGCAGUGACCAUGAGGAUGCCAUGGGUCAGAAUUUGGUGCACACCCCGCGCAAGAGACGGAGGGAUGUUAUACCACUUAGUCCUUCAGAACUACCUGAAUAUGUUCAGGAUGAAAUUGAUGAUCUGUAUGAUGAUGUACCAGAAGUGAAAAACUUGUUCAAGAUUGUUGAUAAGAUUGGAGAAGGCACAUUCAGCUCUGUGUUUCUGGCCAGGCUCAGGAAAUAUCCGAACGCAGAGCCAUUCGCUCUCAAGCACAUCAUACCCACAAGCCACCCAUCAAGGAUAGAACAGGAGCUGAGCUGUCUACAGGAAAUAGGGGGUGUUGACAAUGUGAUGGGAGUGCGCUUAUGCCUGAGACAGAAAGACCACGUUGUGAUUGUUAUGCCUUAUUUCCCUCAUGACAAAUUCCAGGAUUAUGUACAGGGCCUGAACGUAUCAGAGGUGCGGGACUACAUGUGGAAUUUACUGCUGGCCUUGAGCAGGGUUCACCAGUUUGAUAUCAUACACAGAGAUGUCAAGCCCAGCAACUUUCUAUACAACAGAGCCACUAAACAAUUUGCCUUGGUGGAUUUUGGAUUAGCACACAAAGCUCCUGUUUUAAAAAUGCAGACUGCCGAAAAGGACGGUGUUAAAAGUCAGUCGUCGUCUACCACACGAAGGCAACCUCUCCACGAAACUACUGACAACCAGUGUGUAGCUGAUAAAGCCACGCCCAUCUUGAAAAACCACUCCUCUAAGCCGCCGAUCACUAAACCCAACUAUCAGACUCCGCCCACACCUGAGAUGGGCAAGCUUGGAGCUCUGAGACAGAAGAAAUCCCCACGGCGGUUUCUCUUGGCUCGACGAAUGCUCCUAGCCAAUCAGAAGAUAGGAGAGGGCAAGAAGUGUGACACGGUUCAGGCGCGGCAUAUCGGCAGCCCGAGGCAGAAUUUGGCGGUUACAUGUCAGUGCUAUGGACAACCUAGAGUGUGCAGUCAGUGCACAGGAAGAAGUAACCAGGUUGCCCCUCGAGCAGGAACACCUGGUUUUCGGUCACCUGAGGUCCUCAUGAAAUGCCCAGAUCAGUCUACAGCUGUGGAUGUCUGGUCAGCAGGGGUAAUUUUCCUGUCCUUGUUAAGUGGUCGCUAUCCAUUUUUCCGUGCCAACGAUGACAUGACAGCCUUGGCUCAAAUUGUCAGUGUCAUGGGUAGUGAAGAGGUAAAAGCUGCUGCAAAAACCUAUGGUAAACUUUUAACCUGUAAUCCGUCCAUUCCAAGACUUGACAUAAAACAGAUGUGCACCAAGCUGCGCAGCGUUUCAAACGAAUCCAAGCUUCGCAGCGUUUCCAAGGAUCCCAAACUACACAGCAGGCGUCAUAGUGAUGCGUCUUCAGACAAGGAAAACAAGCCUAAAGAUUUCAGUUUCCCGGACUCUGGCUUCGACCUUUUGUUGCGACUCCUUGAUCUUAAUCCACACACAAGAAUCACAGCUGUGGAAGCACUGCAGCAUCCAUUUUUCCAGUCAGAAGGUGUGGUAGUAUGACACAGGAGCUGAUUAGACAAAUAAUCACAUUAGGAAAAGUUGGGAAUAUGCAAUAUGGGAAUAAAUGCAAGGUUUAAUUCUAAGGAAGCUCCUUCAAUAUGACUUUCUCAAUGAUAACCGUGAGGUUUCAGAUUUCUAAAGGGGGCAAGAAAAGACACAUUAAAUGUAUGUUUGAAACAGAAGAGCCUUUAGCAUUUUGCAAAUACAGUGCACAAUUUUAAUUGGCAUAACAUCAACUACUGGGACGGAUUCCACAAAGCUACUUCUAACUUAAGUCAAAAUUGAAAGACACUCUAAGAUGCUUAGUUUUUGAUACUGGAAGUAAAAAUUCAGACGCGUUUUGUCAUCAGACAACAUUGAUAGGAUGGACCAUAAUUUUAGUUUCUAAUGCUGAAAUAAAAGCUUUAAGAUUUUUAAGUUGUGAAAUUGGCCCCCAGACCUGCUUGCAUGAAAUCCUCUUAUUAUUACCUGAACUUAACUACCAUGGCAACCAGGUAAUUUUCCUCUUUUUAUCAAGAGAACAAAAAAAUAGAAAUCCUAUUAACUUUAUAGGAACCUUGACUGUCUUAGUACAUCAGGGGUCGAAGUAGAAAAAACAUUUUUGGGUGCACUUCGGCAGCCACAUUUACAAAGUGGCUGUACAGGUACAUUUUCUUGGGUGCUCAGGCUAAAAGGUGGGUGCGAUAUGUGCACCCUUUAUCUACUGGAUAACUUUGAAAAAGCAAAGAGGCAAGUGGAACUGAAAGUUGAUUAUUAUGAAAGGAACACAGGUUUAUCAUUCAAAUAACCACAAAACAAUACUGCCCUCGCCAGAAUACGUGUGCAUGUCUGUACAAUAAAAAUUUCAGUGUGUGUCAGCAUAAUAACCCGGUACAUAUAUCAGUCUGUUUAUAGCUGUCAACUAAGCUGCAGGCAACUUCGUGUUUGAGUGAGCUAUGCCAUAACAGUGCUCCAGCUGUUUUGUUGUGCAGUGAAGUGCAGCACUUUCAUGUUGGAGCUACGUUGCAUUUAUGAGUUCUUCCUGUAGUAUUUUGGCACUGAUUGAUAGUUGUCAUUGAAUGAAAGCUUUAUUUUGCACUUUUUCACCGUCUGUGGUGUCCUAAUCUAAUCUAACAAGAUAAUUUAUUAUCUUCAUAUCAAAAAAAAAAUCUUUCAUGGUCUAAAACUCAUUUAGAACAUCGCUGUGGGGAAUAUAAGAAACAAAAUGGGAAAAUUCAAACAUGCAAUUGUAUGUUCUUAAUAUCUCAAAACAUUUAACGUUUUUCCGUGCGACACAUUUUGCUUGAUAUUGACUGCGUCAUCUCACUUAUAGGGCUCCUUAAGAGAUUUUACUGAACUGAUGAAUUUCUAAUCAGAAAAAUGUAUUUGUAUAGAAGAUAUCCGUUAAAGGCCUUUAUGUGCCUCUGGAAGUGUGUUCUGACAAUCCAAACCUUAAGUGAAAUGAAGUAAGUAGUUGGAGAAAUAUGCAACGAUUGAAGAGAUGUAAACUCAUAAUUAACAAAACAAAAAGAGAUAAAAUUUUUUUUUUUUUUUUUUACAAAAAGUUGCUAGGCAACUUUUGUUGACAUUAAUAUACGGAUCACUUAUCUCACCGUGUUCAGAGGCAGAGUUGACAUCUCUCUUCGUUUGAAACUUCCCGAGUUCACAAACGUUCAGCUUCUUCAUUUUUCCAUCAUUCGUCUACUCUAAACAACUUUUUGUGAACUUUUUCCAAACACCCAUGUUAUAGUAAAUGCGACCAGUGGUAAUUGUCUAACAUAUCUGAUAGGUCACGUCACUUUUUUUUAUUUUACCUGUAGCGAUAAGAGUUCUAUCCAGAGACUCCUCUAGUGCCAGAACAGUGGUAAAAACAAUUGUAUGUUGAUCUGCAUAUAUGUUAUUCAUCAAAAUUACAUUUCUCACUUUCAUACGCACAUGUCCCAUUGACAUGAACCUUUAAAAUCCUCUUUAUGCAAAUUCCAUCUGUCUGUUACAUAUUAAUAUACAUGAGCAUUGUAGUGGAGAGCCAAGAAAUAAAGUUAAGGUGAAAAAGAAGGUUAUCUCUUCUGCACUGAAGUCUGAAAAAAAAAAAAAAAACAGUCUGUACUAUGUGAGUUCAUGCGAUAAAUUGUGCUACAAACAAGUGACGGCCAUGAUACAGUUAGUAUUUGUUUCAUAAAGUCGUAGCUUGUCUUAAAUUUCCAUGUGAUGAACCACAGGCACUUAGAAUCGAUCAAUAAAAUAAAAAUACAAAAUUCUUGUUACAUAUGUAUAAAUGUUUAAAGAGGCUUUAUUUAUGACCAAUCAGAAUCCAUAAAAAUAGCCAAUCCUGUUUGGGGGUAUAACUGUUCAGUACAUUUAAGCCUGAUUCAGACUUUAUGCUCAAGUUUGAAGUUUUGCAUUAAGAAUUGUCAUGGAGCUAAACUGAACAUUUCUGAAGUGCAGUUGUACAAUUGUGUUAAAUGUCAAGAAUGAGAGGCUGUUGGAUCAGGGUUUUUUUUUUUUUUUUCAACACGACCAGUGUUGCAUGUGCUCAGAACUGGAUAGACAUGUGUAUUGUAGUAUUUUGUUUUUUUACUCUGAUCGGUCCCAAGUGCCUGUGGUGAUGACAACAUUUUGCAUCUUCUUGUAGAAAAUCUGUGCGAUGUUUGAGAACAUAUAGACUUGAUGUUUUUUUCCUGAGUGUGUAAGCUAGCACAGGUGCCUGCCCUCGUAGCUUGUAUCCUAGCUUUAUAAUAUGCUACUGCAAUAGCAAAGACGUCACACAACAAGGGCAGGCGCCUGUGUUGUAAGGUUGCAAAAAAAAAAACAGCAUAGGAGUGUGAAUUUCUCAGAUAUAAAGUUUGGGAUCAGCUUUUGUUUCCCCAAGUGUUCAAGCCAUUUGGCCUCAUCAUUUUCAUAGUGGUAGCUGAUUGUGGCAGAUGUUGUUUUUGAAGCUUGUCUUUUGAAGGUGUAGGUUCAAUCCUAGCCUUGGACAGGGAAUUUGUAGAUUCCACUGGUUUUCACCAUUGUAAUGUGCAACUCUGUAUAUAUGUCACACAUGGGAAAGGUUGUCAGUAACUUGCCAAAGGUAGAUGGUUUAUCUCCCUUAAAACUAAAGUCAGUGAAAAAGUUUGGUGUACUAGGCUUGAAACAACAAAUGAAAUAAAAAAAAAAAAUCUCACAGUAGUUGUAAACUGUGAUAUUCUGUUAUGCAUGAAUAUGGCGUGCAUCUUGUAGGUCACGAGAGCUAUUUAUUUGUUCAACACAGGCAACAUAUUUUUGUACAGAACUAUUUUUAUUGCCAAUGAAUUAUCAAAAUGUUACGACACUAAUUUAUCAUUUAACUUGGAAUAAAAACACCCCUUUAU
This is a messenger RNA of Liolophura sinensis, 4984 nucleotides long. RefSeq names its product cell division cycle 7-related protein kinase-like. Gene Ontology annotation, biological process: protein phosphorylation; mitotic DNA damage checkpoint signaling. Gene Ontology annotation, cellular component: nucleus. Bases 84 to 1655 code for a protein of 523 amino acids. Lineage: Eukaryota; Metazoa; Mollusca; Polyplacophora; Chitonida; Chitonidae. Gene Ontology annotation, molecular function: ATP binding; protein serine/threonine kinase activity. The record is from RefSeq and is a predicted model, not a curated record. The transcript is spliced from 11 exons.